Salarias fasciatus (jewelled blenny) is the source of this 7858-nucleotide messenger RNA. RefSeq names its product otoferlin a (gene otofa). The record is from RefSeq and is a predicted model, not a curated record. The transcript is spliced from 48 exons. The coding region runs from base 350 to 6610 and encodes 2086 amino acids. Gene Ontology annotation, molecular function: calcium ion binding; AP-2 adaptor complex binding. Gene Ontology annotation, biological process: synaptic vesicle priming; plasma membrane organization. NCBI's taxonomy places the organism in Eukaryota, Metazoa, Chordata, Actinopteri, Blenniiformes, Blenniidae. Gene Ontology annotation, cellular component: synaptic vesicle membrane; presynaptic active zone membrane.
CCCCUCAGCGGAGCCGGAGCCCACCCCCGCCCUUCCUGCGCAACGAGCAGAGUAAAACCAGCUUGGUUGAGAGAAACAGAGCAAGGACCCACGGAGCUCAGAGAAAGAGGGAACGACAACUGGAGCCUGCGAUUAACUCUCCUUUUAUUUAUUUUUCCCUGCAAGAAAAGAAAGAAAAAAAAAUUCCGUACACAACUGAAGUAUUUAUUUCGUCCGUAUGGAAAACGACUUGAGGGUCCUGCGAAUCCAGACUCAAGAGGAGGUUCACCUGGAAAUCUCCAGACUGCACCAAACGGCUUCAAGUUUUCUCUGUGCGGAGUGAAUCUGCUCCCACGUCCAAAGCGGACCAAUGAUGUCCUUAAUGGUUCACCUGAAGACGGCGGAUCACCUGCGCGGGAGAGGUGACCGGAUCGCCAAAGUUACGUUCAGAGGUCUGCCCUUUUACAGCCGAGUGGUGGAAAACUGUGAGGAGGUGGCCCAUUUUAAUGAGGUGUUUCGGUGGCCCAUCGCCAGCAGGCUGGACGGAAACGAGAUGCUGGAGAUUCAAGUGUUCAAUUACAGCAAAGUCUUCUCUAACAGACUGGUGGGGACUUUCUGCAUGGUUCUUCAGAAAGUGGCAGAAGAAGGGCACCUGGAGCUGACCGACACACUCAUUGAUGAUAACAACACAUCAAUAAAGACCAGCGUCACCAUAGAGAUCAAAUACCAGCCGAUGGACGGCUCAGUGGGCGUGUGGAGCGACGGCGAGUUUCUGGAUGUCCCUGAUGACCGUGAUGGGAUUUUUGCUUUUGAGACCGACAGCUUACUGUCAGGACAAAGCCACGGCUCAGGGACGUCUCCUGGACGAUCGCUCCAGGGAUCAAUACCCACCUUCAGAAAAGCAGGGAAGGGAGUUUUCUCAGCCAUGAAGCUCGGAAAGAUCAAGAGCCACAAAGACGACCACAAGAAAGGAGCGGACGAGCCAGCCGUGCUGGACAUGGAGGACCUGGACAGGAAAGCAAUGCGCCUGGCGGGAACGCUGGACCCAGACACCAUUUCUCUGGCCUCCGUCACCGCCGUCACAACUAACGUCUCCAACAAGAGGUCAAAGCCAGAUAUCAAAAUGGAGCCGAGCUCAGGACGACCUGUGGAUUAUCAGAUCAGCAUCACCGUGAUCGAGGCCCGGCAGCUCAUCGGUCUCAACAUGGACCCCGUGGUGUGUGUGGAGAUCGGAGACGACAAGAAGUACACGUCCAUGAAGGAGUCCACCAACUGUCCGUACUAUAAUGAGUAUUUUGUAUUUGAUUUUCACGUUCCUCCUGACGUCAUGUUUGACAAGAUCAUCAAACUGUCAGUUAUCCAUUCAAAGAAUCUUCUGCGGAGCGGGACAUUGGUGGGAACGUUCAAGAUGGACGUUGGGACCGUUUACUCUCAGCCUGAGCACCAGUUCUACCACAAGUGGGCCAUCCUGUCCGACCCCGACGACAUCACCGCCGGGUGCAAAGGUUACGUCAAGUGCGACAUCGCCGUGGUCGGGAAGGGCGACAACAUCAAGACCCCUCAUAAGGCCAAUGAGACGGAUGAAGACGAGAUAGAGGGAAAUCUCCUGCUCCCAGAGGGAAUCCCAGCAGAGAGACAGUGGGCGAGGUUUUAUGUGAAGAUCUACCGGGCCGAAGGACUCCCCAAAAUGAACACCAGCAUCAUGGCCAACGUGAAAAAGGCUUUCAUCGGAGAAAACCGAGAUCUGGUGGACCCCUACGUUCAAGUCCAGUUUGCUGGGCAGAAGGGAAAAACCUCAGUCCAGAAAAGCAGCUAUGAGCCAAUCUGGAACGAGCAGGUCAUCUUCACGGAGCUGUUCCCUCCGCUCUGCAAAAGGCUGAAGGUUCAGAUCAGAGACUCGGAUAAGGUCAAUGACGUUGCCAUUGGAACUCAUUUCAUAGACCUCCGCAAGAUAUCAAAUGACGGUGAUAAAGGGUUUUUGCCCACCAUGGGUCCAGCCUGGGUCAACAUGUACGGCUCCACCCGUCAGUACACGCUGAUGGACGAGCACCAGGACCUGAACGACGGGCUCGGGGAGGGAGUGUCCUUCAGAGCCCGUCUGCUGGUGUCCGUCGCUGUGGAGAUCCUGGACACAACCUCGCCCGAGAUCAUCAGCUCCACCGAGGUUCAGGUGGAGGGCGUGUCCAACAUCUCCGAGAGCGCCACGGGAAAGAUGGAGGAGUUCUUCCUCUUUGGGUCGUUUCUGGAGGCGACCAUGAUCGACAGAAAGAUCGGCGACAAACCGAUUACUUUUGAAAUCACAAUAGGUAACUAUGGCAACCAGAUAGACGGCGUGAGCAAACCUUCAGGGGGGAAGAAGAAGAAGAAAGAUGGAGACAACGAAGAAGAGGAGAACGAGCUGAUCCAAAACUCCAGCGAGGACGAGGCGGACGAAGACGCAGACCUGGUCUCCGUCUCCUCCACUCCUCUGAUGAGGCCUGUCAUCACCGACAGGAACUACUUCCAUCUCCCUUAUUUUGAAAAGAAGCCGUGUGUCUACAUCAAGAGCUGGUGGCAGGACCAGAGGAGACGACUCUACAACUCCAACAUGAUGGAUAAGAUUGCAGACAAGCUGGAAGAGGGUGUGAACGAUGUUCAGGAGAUUAUUAAGACUGAGAAGGCUUUUCCUGAGCGCAGACUCAGGGGAGUGCUGGAGGAGCUCAGCAUCGGCUGCAGUCGGUUCGUGGCACUGGCGAACAAAGAUGUAAACCAGGCAGGCAGAACCAAACUCGACCGAGAGCGACUCAAGUCCUGCAUGAGAGAGAUGGACAGCAUGGGCCAGCAGGCCAAACAGAUUCGCACUCAGGUCAAGAAAAACACCGUUCGAGACAAACUGAAGCUGGUGCAGAUCUUCUUGCAGAGGCUGCGAUUCCUUGCUGAUGAGCCUCAGCACAGCAUCCCGGACGUGUUUGUCUGGAUGAUGAGCAACAACAAGCGCAUUGCUUACGCCCGCAUUCCCUCCAAAGACAUUCUCUACUCCAUUGUAGACGAGGAAACUGGAAAAGACUGCGGAAAAGUCAAAGCUGUCUUCCUUAAGCUGCCUGGUAAGAAAGGAUUCGGUCCUGCAGGAUGGACCGUUCAGGCUAAGCUGGAGUUGUAUCUGUGGCUGGGCCUCAACAAGCAGCGAAAGGACUUCCUCAGCGGUCUGCCUAACGGUUUUGAGGAGAUCAAAGCCGCUAAAAUGGGCCCGGGCCUUCACGCCGUCCCCCCUGUCAGCCUCGUCUACAACAUGAAGCAGGUGUUUCAGCUGAGAGCGCACAUGUACCAGGCUCGAAGCCUGUUCGCGGCUGACAGCAGUGGCCUUUCGGACCCCUUCGCCCGGGUCUUUUUCUCCUCGCACAGCCAGGUCACCGAGGUUCUGAGCGAGACUCUUUGCCCUACGUGGGACCAGCUGCUGGUUUUUGACGACGUUGAGCUGUUCGGGGAGGCGAGCGAGCUGAGAGACGACCCUCCAAUCAUCGUGGUUGAAAUCUACGACCAGGACACCGUGGGUAAGGCGGAGUUCAUAGGACGGACGUUCGCGAAGCCCACCAUCAAGAUGUGCGACGAGCAUUACGGCCCCCCGAGGUUCCCGCCGCAGCUGGAGUACUACCAGAUCUACCGGGGGAACUGCACAGCCGGGGAGCUGCUGGCCGCCUUCGAGCUGCUGCAGAUACCCUUCGAUGCGGAGGAGAUCAGGCGAGCUCUGAUCGCUGUCCAUAACUUUGCUGUUCCUCAAAUAAAGAUCGGUCAGGGCGGCAGAGCUGACCUUCCCCCCCUUGAAGGGCCGACAGACUCGGAGCGCGGCCCAAUCCUCCCUGUGCCGCUGGGCAUCCGGCCGGUCCUGAGCCGCUACCGCAUCGAGGUUUUGUUCUGGGGUUUAAGGGACCUAAAGAGAAUCAACUUAGCACAGGUGGACCGGCCCCGAGUGGACAUCGAGUGUGCAGGCAGAGGCGUUCAGUCUGUCCUCAUCCAAAACUACAAGAAGAACCCAAACUUCAGCACGCUGGUCAAAUGGUUUGAGGUGGAUCUUCCGGAAAAUGAGCUCCUGCAUCCGCCCCUCAACAUCCGCGUGGUGGACUGCAGGGCGUUCGGCCGCUACAUCCUGGUGGGCUCCCACGCCGUGAGCAGCCUGAGACGCUUCAUCUACAGCACGCCCGACAAGUCCUCCACCAACUGGGCCACCGCAGCUAAGCUAAUGAAUGGCUACAUGGUCCUAACCAAUGGUGGCUCCCAACCCCGCUCCUCACCCAGCCUCUCUUCCCGCACCUUUUCUCGCCCCGCAGGUGACAUCCUCGUCAAUAUGGACGGCGAGCCACCGGUCCGAAAGAUGGACACAGUCGUCAAAUUAGAUGCAAUGUCUGAUGCUGUAGUGAAGGUUGACAUGACUGAGGAAGAGAGCGACAAGGACAAAAAGAAGAAGAAGAAGAAAAAGAAGGGAGGAGUGGAGGAGGACGACGAGACAGACGAGAGUGUGCUGGACUGGUGGUCUAAAUAUUUUGCCUCAAUAGAGACGAUGAAGGAGACCCUCAGAGCCCAGGAGGCGGCUCAAGCCGAGGCGGACGAGCGAGAGGACCUUGAGAUAGCAGCUGAAGCGGCAGAUGUCAAACCAGAUGACCUUCUCCUAAAAGGCUCAAAGAUGAAGGAAAAGAGCAAAGAGAAGAAGAGCGCCAAGGACAAGAAGAAGGGUCAGGCUGCAGACGGCGCCGAGAAGCGACCAGUCAAAGCGAGAGUGGACGAGCUGGUGGUUUACAAUAAGGAGCUGGAGACUGAGUACGGAAACUUUGAAGACUGGCUUCACACUUUCAACUUGUACAGAGGAAAGGCUGGAGAUGACGAUGAGCACGCUUUGGAUGACGACCGGAUUGUUGGAAGAUUCAAGGGAUCCUUGUGCAUGUACAAGCUGCCGCUGUCUGAGGAGAUCACCAGAGAGGCUGGGUUCGAUCCCAACAUGGGCAUGUUCCAGAGCAUCCCGCACAACGACCCAAUCAACGUGCUCGUGCGCGUCUACGUGGUCCGGGCGACAGACCUCCAUCCAGCUGAUAUUAACGGGAAGGCUGAUCCGUACGUGGUCAUCAAGCUGGGAAAAUCUGAGGUCAAGGACAAAGAGAAUUACAUCUCCAAACAGCUCAAUCCUGUAUUUGGAAAGUCCUUUGACAUCGAAGCCACGUUCCCCAUGGAGUCCAUGCUGACUGUGUCGGUGUACGACUGGGACCUGGUCGGCACCGACGACCUGAUCGGAGAAACCAAGAUUGACUUGGAGAAUCGCUUCUACAGCAAAUUCAGAGCCACCUGUGGCAUUUCAUCCAACUACUCUGUCCAUGGAUAUAACAUCUGGAGAGACCCGAUGAAGCCCAGUCAGAUCCUGGCCAAGCUCUGUAAGGACGGCAAGAUCGACGCGCCUCAAUACGGACCUGGAGGCAAAGUGAAGGUGGCCAAUCGAAUCUUCACGGGACCGACGGAUAUCGAGGAUGAAAACGGCCUGAAGAAGCAGACGGAGGAGCAUUUAGCCCUGACGGUGUUGAACCACUGGGAGGAAAUCCCUCGACUUGGCUGCAAGCUCGUUCCCGAACACGUGGAGACCAGACCGCUGCUGAACCCGGACAAACCGGGGAUCGAACAGGGCCGUAUCGAGAUGUGGGUGGACAUGUUCCCCAUGGAUAUGCCUGCUCCUGGACCUGCGAUCGAUAUAUCGCCGCGAAAACCAAAGAGAUAUGAGCUCAGGGUGAUUAUUUGGAAUACAGACGAAGUAAUACUGGAGGACGAUGAUUACUUCACUGGGGAAAAGUCCAGUGACAUAUUUGUCAGGGGCUUUGAGCUUCGUGUUGUUAUUUGGAACACUGAUGACGUAAUACUAGAGGACGAUGCUUUCAUGACAGGAGAGAAGAUGUCUGACAUCUAUGUCAGGGGAUGGCUUAAAGGACACCAGGAGGACAAGCAGGACACAGACGUGCACUACCACUCCCUGACUGGUGAGGGCAACUUUAACUGGCGCUUCGUUUUCCCCUUUGAUUACCUCAUGGCCGAGGAGAAGAUCGUCAUCUCUAAGAAGGAGUCCAUGUUCUCCUGGGACGAGACUGAGUACAAGAUCCCGCCUCGUCUCACGCUGCAGGUCUGGGACGCCGACCACUUCUCCGCUGACGACUUCUUGGGGGCCAUCGAGCUGGACCUGAACCGGUUCCCCCGUGGCGCCAAGACAGCCAAGCAGUGCUCCAUCGACAUGAUCCGCAACGAGCAGGAGCUGCCCACCAUUUCCAUCUUCAAGCAAAAGCGGGUCAAAGGAUGGUGGCCGUUCGUCGCCCGGGACGAGAACGACGAGAUGGAGCUAACGGGUAAAGUUGAAGCUGAGCUCCACCUGGUGACGGCGGAGGAAGCAGAGAAAAGUCCUGUAGGACUUGGACGAAACGAGCCCGACCCCCUGGAGAAACCAAACCGCCCAGACACCACCUUCCUGUGGUUCCUGAGCCCGCUGAAAGCCAUCCGCUACUUGGUGUGCAACCGCUACAAGUGGCUGAUAAUCAAGAUCGUGCUGGCCCUGCUGCUGCUCAUCAUGGUGGGCCUCUUCCUCUACAGCAUGCCGGGCUACCUGGUCAAGAAGCUUCUGGGAGCCUGAGUCACUGCCGGGAGGAUGGAGGAGGAGGAGGAGGUGGAGGAGGAGGAGGGUGGCAGGCCGGAUAAGCAGAAGGAUGGAUUCAUGAGCUAAUUGGGGAAAUGAAGAGAGUUCACCCAUGUGAAGAGAGACAGACAGAUGUAUAAUUGUAUUGUUUUCUCCCCUCUAAUCCAUUCUGAUCUUCAUCAUCAGCCCGCCACCUCCCACUCAGACGAGGUUCAGACACCAUCUGAAGUGACUUUUUCCCCCCAAAAGAUCAAGGAACUGCUUCACUCUCUAACCAAACUGCAACCAGCCUCACAAAUCUGCAUCCUUGAACUGACUAAACAGCGAUCACUGACCACACAGUAACCCUUCAUCCUCUUCUUUUAACGUGACGGUGAAUGUUUCUUUAUCUGUCUACACAGCUUCAGAUUUAUUUAUUUAUUUAUUCAUUGGAUUUUGUUGGGUUAGUGGUCGGAUGAUAGCAUGAACAUUCAUUUCAAGCGAUGUCCUCCCAAUACUUCUUGAUAAAUGGAACAAAAUAAAAGGAUUUUUCUGGUAACUAUUUAUUCCUUGACACCAUUUAGCAUUGUGAUUACCUUACUGGCUAGAUCGGGGAUGUCAAACAUGCAGCCCAGGGGCCAAACCCAGCCCGCUAGAGGGUCCAGAGCGGCCUAUGGGAUGAAAUUGCACAGUGUACGAUACACACAAAUUUGUAAUAGUUUCUAAUUUAUUUAAAUGUUUGAUGACAUUACGGACACGAUUAUGAGAACUACACCUGAACAACAGACGGCACAAAGCUACUGCAGUCCAAACUGGCCGGCAAAAUUACUGAAAAGAGUUUAGCAGCGGAGCGACAGGACUUCACCAACAUUAACGAUGGCAAAGAGGCACUCUUUUAUCUUUUACAAAGAAAAUUCAGACCGUUCAUCAAUGUUUGAAAAUAACUCCAUGGGUUUAUUGUUUAAGUGCACUUGAACAUGUACGAAAAAAAAGGGCCGUCGGUUGCUCCUGUUACAUGUGGCCCUCGCUCCAUAUUGCGUGUGGUGUCCAUUAUCCCGUUGAAAAUCUGCCUGUGGUUAAAAAAUCAUAAGCAUUGGAAUUGUUCUUUGUGAACCUGUGUUUCACUGAUAACAGUUGUUGUUUGCACUAAACUUGCCUGUUUUUACAACGAGCCCUGUGUAUUUACGUAUGUGUUUCAGUGUGUGCAAUAUUUCUGUUGGUUUUGACAAUUUGAAAUAAACUGGAUUUCCUGAACCACAUCAUCAA